Molecule: messenger RNA, 2820 nt
Organism: Vanderwaltozyma polyspora DSM 70294
Lineage: Eukaryota; Fungi; Ascomycota; Saccharomycetes; Saccharomycetales; Saccharomycetaceae
Gene: PFF1
Product: Pff1p
Exons: 1
Coding region: 1-2820 (939 amino acids)
Biological process (GO): proteolysis
Molecular function (GO): metalloexopeptidase activity
Source: RefSeq, a predicted model, not a curated record
AUGGGGUUUAAUUCAAUUUUCAAAUUUCGAAAGACAUCCUUAAGCUUACUCUUAUUUGCAGUCUACUUCAUAAUUGGUAUCCUAUAUUUUAUAGACAAAACAAGAUACAAACAUAGUCUGCCAAUUGAUUCAGAGGGGGUAGCUUUACUGGAUAAUGCAUGGUUAGAUUUACAAAAUAUUACAAACAAAUGUCAUCCUUACAGCUCGAAGGAAAAUGACAGGGUGCAUGACUACCUUCUUAAUAGAAUUGCUGACAUUAUUAACAAAACUUCUUAUGCAGAAGUUUCUGACGAUUAUUCUACUAAUUCAAGGGCAUUGUUUAAACAGCAAGACGUUUUCAAUGCUUCCUCAAUUGCAUCCAGAAUAAUUUAUUUUGAAUCUUCAAAUAUUCUAGUUAAAAUGGAGGGUAGAAACCCUGUUUUAAAAUCUUUAUUGCUAUCUGCACACUAUGAUUCUACACCGAGCUCUCAUGGUGUAACAGAUGAUGGUAAAGGCAUUGUCUCACUUCUGGCAUUAUUGGAACAUUUCUCCAAAGUACAACCUGAAAGAACUUUAGUCUUCAACUUUAAUAAUAAUGAAGAAUUCGGGUUAUUAGGUGCUACUAUUUUUUUUGAACAUGAAUGGUCCAAGAAUGUUGAAUAUUUUAUAAAUUUGGAAGGAACUGGUAUUGGCGGCAAGGCUGUCUUAUUUAGGACGACGGAUACCUCCACAGCAAAGAUAUAUCAAAAUUCCGUGAAAAAUUCACCAUUUGGGAACUCUAUAUAUCAACAAGGAUUUUACAAUAGAUACAUAGGAAGUGAAACAGAUUACAAGGUUUACGAGAACAAAGGAUUAAGAGGUUGGGAUAUUGCAUUUUAUAAACCGAGGAAUUUAUAUCAUACGAUAGAAGAUUCUAUUGGACAUUCCUCUAAGCCUGCGUUGUGGCAUAUGUUGCACACAUCGUUACAAUUAUCUAAAUAUAUUGCUGAACUUGAUAAUAUAUCGUUAGGUGAAACACAGGAUCUUUCACCUGCAGUAUAUUUCGAUUUAGCGGGAUAUACUUUUGUUGCUAUACCCAGUACAAAACUUUUCUGGAUUAAUAUAGCAUUGCUAAUUAUUAUGCCAAUAAUUAGUAUAUUCUUAUUUUCAAUUGUAAAAAAAUACAAUAAUGAGAUUAUAGACUCUGGUAAUAUAUGGUGGAGGUUACCAAUUUCCGCAAUGUCAUCAGGUACAAUCAUAAUAUUUACUACUAAAUUGAUAAUGAAGUGGAAUCCAUACAUAUUAUCUCGUAAUUUUCUGUUGCCUUUGAUUGGAUUAACAUUUGAAUUUAUCAUAUUAAAUAGUUAUAUUUUGACGAUGUUUGAAAACUUAUCAAGUAGCUUUGACUUUAAAACGAUUGCAAUAAAUGAAAUCUCAUUUUUAUUCUGGAUAGUCUUAGCUUACCAAACUUGGAAACUUUAUGAUAAUAAUUAUCAAAAUACUGGCAUUUACCCAUUUACCAUUUGUUAUAUAGUAAUGGCAACGGCUGGGAAUAUUGGAUAUUUGUUUUUGAUAUUUAAAAAUAUUGAAAUUGUUGAAGACGAAGAGGCCAGUUUAGUACAGUACGUUAGUAAUGAACAAAGCACAAUCGAAGGGAGAUAUCGUGAUGAAAUCAAUGGCAGGGAUGAUUCAUCGAGAGAUAGUAAUUCUGCAAGUAUACCUACAAGAGCGAAUGAUGAAAGAGCUCCAUUAUUAACCAACAGCGUUGACAAUAUAAACCAAAGAACGAUUUUAAAAGAGAGUAAACUUGUGUAUAACUAUGAUUGGAUCAUUGAAUUUUUAUUAGUAGUUCCAUUUAGUACAUUUUUGCUUUACAAUAGUUUGGAGUUAAUUAUGGAUGCUGUUAAUCAAACAAUUCAAGAAACUGGAGAUCUAUACAAAGUUUAUAAAAUACUUGCUAUUGGAAGCAUAUUGAUCAGCAUUCCUACAUUGCCAUUUGCGUAUAAGAUUGGAUGUCAAUUAGGAAAAACAUUGACGUUUAUAAGUAUCGGAUGCUUAUUAAUCAGUAUGGCAUUAGCGCCAUUUACUGAAAUGAACCCUAUUAAAUUCCGAUUCAUGCAAGUUAACGAUAAAGUUGAAAUCAGCGGCGUCACAACACAUGACAACAAUAAAUUGAGAGAUAUGAUAAAUAACCUUCCAAGUGUUAAAAGAGAUGAUAAGAAAGUUCAAUGUCAAGAGAUCACAAAGUUUAGCAGUGUAUGUGAAUACGAAGGAUCACCUGUCCAUCUUGUUGACAAUAUGUAUCGAGAUAAGUUGAAAUUGAUGGAAGUGAUAGUAUUGAAAGACGAUAGGUUAUCCCCCGAAAGGUCACCAUACGCACCGAUUACCGCUGAGGUUGAGAUUCGAGUUCAAGAGAAUAGGAUGUGUAAUGUGUAUUUUGGGCAAAAUAAGGAACGGAUACGUGAAGUUAACGUUUCUAUUAUAGAGGGUAAUGAUAGAAAUAGCAGUGUUUCGUUGAGAUACAGAGUUAACAACAAUAGGAAUGGGAUCGAUGAGUUGCAAUUGCACAAGCUGAGAUUUGAAGCCAAUAGUUAUAUAGUUGGCAUUAAAUGGAUGCCCGAGAUAUUAAUGUCAAAUGAAGAGGAAGAUGACGUUUUACCAAUAAAAGUAGAAUGCUAUUGGGGAGAGUAUGAAGAGAGCAGUGUUGAAGUAGGUGAAGGUGAGGUUGGAGGAGGCGCAGUUAUAGAAUAUUAUGACAAGAUUCCAUCGUACUCCGAGAUAUUAGAGUAUAAACCGGUAGAUGUGGUUAUCGCCAAUAGAGAAAAAGGUUUAGUCAAGCUAACUGAAGCGAUGGUGCUGUAA